Molecule: messenger RNA, 1820 nt
Organism: Galendromus occidentalis (western predatory mite)
Lineage: Eukaryota; Metazoa; Arthropoda; Arachnida; Mesostigmata; Phytoseiidae
Product: CDK5 regulatory subunit-associated protein 3
Exons: 11
Coding region: 22-1671 (549 amino acids)
Biological process (GO): regulation of mitotic cell cycle
Cellular component (GO): endomembrane system
Source: RefSeq, a predicted model, not a curated record
GAAACAGUGGUGGUGGAACAUAUGGUCUCCUCUCUUGACGGCGUUCGAAAUUCUGUGCUGCUAUGGGUCUCGAGCCGAUUUGCAAGACCGCGUCCCUCGACCCGAAAGUCCCACAUCGUAGUACACGGCUUCUCUGACGUGGUUCCGUCUCUGUUUCAGGACGCGAACGUCCCUAUCGAAAUUUCUGUUGCCAAGCUUCUGGACUGGCUCAUCAGUAGACGUCACUGCUCGACAAAUUGGCAAGAUCAGGUAGCUCCAGUCCGAGAGAAGAUCAACCACGCAAUCCGUGACAUGCCGGAGAACGAGGAGGUUCGCCAACUAUUGUCAGGCUCAUUCAUCAAUUAUUUCAAUUGCAAGCGCAUCGUCGAGAUCCUCAAGGAUACAGAGAAAGACAGCAAGAAUUUUUUCGGCUCUUAUGGUUCCCAGCGGAUGAAAGACUGGCUUGAAAUCCUGAAGAUGUAUCGGGUGGAUAAUGUCUACUUGGCGGAUGCUGCGCAGCAGCUCGUUCGAACCCUGUCCUACGAAGUUCCGUCUAUGAAGCGCCAGAUUAACAAGAACAAUCAGUUGCGUGACGAGAGUUUUGCGAGAGAAGAGGCGUAUAUCAAGAAUUGCGCCGAGAUGCAAUCUCAGUACGAGAGAGAGUGUGGAAACCUGGGAAUAAAAGGACAUCAUAUUCGGAGCGAGCUCCUCUCUCUGCUCAAGGAGAUGCCGGCUGUAUUUGAGGGAGCCGUUUCCCGUCUGAAGCACAUACAGCCAAUUAUAGAUCUGUAUAGAUCCUUCAUUAACUUCACCCUCCGGCAGGAAUUGCCAGACCCCGAGUUUCUCCCGCUUAUUCAUUACAUUCUCACAAAAGGGAACACGACGACCUAUGAGUGGCGUACUGGUCGCGUGCCUGACGUCGUUCAGGAAUUGAGACUGAGUUCACCUGUAGACGUGGAAACGGCCGUGGAAGACCACAUCGAUCCCGGAGAUGUUGAUGAGGCAACCUCCGUGGGCACUUCGCAAUCGAAUGGAGACUUCGUUCAUGUAGAACAGGAGGAGAUAGACUUCGGAGACGUCGAUGACAACAUUUCAUGGGACAUAUCGGUUCAGGAAGACGCAUCUGGCAAAGUCGACAGUCUAGGCAGCGAAGAAGGUGGAGCCGAUGUCGCCAAGGGAACAGAUGCUCUAUCUGUACUUCACAAUGUAACGACGCGGGAAAUGUUCUUGAAUGAGCUGCGAGAAUUGGAGUGUUUCUUGCAGCAAAGGAUCGCCGAGGUGUCUAUUGAGGGAGAUGUCCUUUUGGUCAGCAUAAUGCAGAAUGCUCCUCCGGACGUUCAGAAGCAAAACGUGGAAUCUUUGCGCGCAAUGAGCCGGGAAAUCAAAGAGCUCCUGGAAACAAUGACUACGCAGAAAAUGCUCCAUUUGUAUCAGAUACAUUCCUCGCCAAGAUACGUAGAUCGAUUGGUGGAACAACUGGAGCACAAAUUACAUCUUGCGGAAAAGUACACGAGAAGCAGAGAAGCGCUUAUAUCACACCGAGAGGAAGCUCUCGAAGAACAGAAACGGUUGGAGCCCCAGCUGGACACCAUCAUCGCCAAGGCAAAAGCGCUGCGCUCCGAAAUCGAGGCAGAAGUUUCAGCCAAGUACAGAGGACGUCCCGUUCGACUUAUAGGAAGCAACCUCUUCUGAACUCUCUAUCAAGCAGUGACGAUAUCGCAUCGGAAAGUGUCUUCUCGAGGCUAUCUCAUCCAGAAGGGAUUGUGGGUCCUGCAUCGUGAUCUGAGUGUCUGUUCCUGGAUUCAGGGCAGAAAUUCAUUCAAUAAAUGUUCGAUUUUUCU